Tinamus guttatus (white-throated tinamou) is the source of this 6573-nucleotide messenger RNA. Lineage: Eukaryota; Metazoa; Chordata; Aves; Tinamiformes; Tinamidae. The record is from RefSeq and is a predicted model, not a curated record.
GUUUCCAAGCAAGAACAGAAAAAAAUGGAUGUGUCUGAUGGAGGAACGGCUGAAACUUCCUCGCGUUACAGUGGAGCACAGGACAGCGGAAUCGGCAGCGACAGCGUGAGGAUCCGAAUAGUGCAGAUAGAGCAGCACAGCGGCGCCAGCCAGCACCGCAUCGCCCGCCCUUCGCGCCAGUCUUCCAUCGUGAAGAACCUGAACUUCAUCCCCUUCGACAUCUUCGUGACGGCCAGCCGGAUCUCCCUCAUGACGUACUCGUGUACCGCCCUGCCUAAGCCGAAGGCCCCGGCAGCCCACAAGGAUGGCGAGAAAACCAGCAGAAGCUCCUUGAACCUCCCGGAGGCGGGAGCGGGGAGCCGCCGCCAUGGCGAGGAGGCCCCGCAGGAAGGCCUCUCCUCCGUCACGGCGGACGACCUGCUGCACAGCAGCGCUCCGCCGGCGGCGGGCAGGAAGCCCGCGCUCUUGUCCCUGGAAAGCCUGCACGCUUCCACGCGGUCGUCGGCACGGCAGGCCCUCGGCAUCACCAUCGUCCGGCAGCCCGGGCGCAGGGGCGCCGGCGACGUGGAGCUCCAGCCCUUCCUCUACCUCGUGGUCUCGCAGCCCUCGGUGCUCCUCAGCUGCCACCACCGGAAGCAGAAGGUGGAAAUAUCCAUGUUUGAUGCAGGGCUCAAAGGAGUAGCCUCGGACUACAAGUGUACGGAUCCUGGCAAGACUCUACCAGAAGCCCUGGAUUAUUGCAGGAUUUGGAUGCAGACAGUAGCGGGAGAGGUGGACACCAAGAGCGGCAUUCCACCUCCUCUUGUCACAGUGCAAAUUAAAGACUUCCUUAAUGGACCAGCUGAUAUAAAUGUGGAUAUAUCAAAACCAUUGAAGGCAAACCUCAGUUUUGUCAAACUUGAUCAAAUAAACCAGUUUUUGAAUAAAAUUGUAAACACAAAUGAACCCAACAAGGAGGCUGCAAAAUCAGCUGCUACUGCUACAAACAAGGAUGCCACGGCCAAACACUCCAGUACCAGGGAUUUGCUACCUGCGGUAAAUGCUAACAGUGCCCAAAACGUUUCGGUACAAGAAAACUGGUGGAGAGCUCUUUCCUGCUUCCAGAAAAUUUCCAUCCACACUGUUCAAAUGGUCGUCUCCAUGGAAACCAUCCCGCAUCCAAGGAAACCUUGUUUGCUAUUCUCUUUAUCAAGCCUCACUGGAAGCCUGAAUAUCAAAAGUGGACAUAAAGCUACAGGGAUUCACGGAUCAUCUCUUGUCCUUGACAUAAAAGAUUUCCUGCUCCAAACGAGUCUGCAGGACCGAGCGCGAGCCCUGCUCGGGCCUUGCUGCUGCGCGGCGCGCGUGGAGGCCAAGUGGUGCCAGCACAGCGGGGACCCGGGCGCCGCGCGGGCCCUGCCGCAGCUGCAGCUCCAGCUCGGCGCGGGGCUGCUCCAGGUUUUCUGGGGUCAGGAGCAUUUGAACUGCUUAGUUCUUCUCCAGGAGCUUCUGCAGGAGUACCUCUCCAGAAACAGCAGUGCAAAUUCCUCCAUAUCUGAGCCUACCUAUCCCACCUGUUCUUCUGGAGAAAGGAAUCAGGCCUCCAAAACUGAGCAUACCUCAGAUGAUCUGAGAACAGGCAUGUUCCAGUAUAUACAAGAUGCAGAAGCACAAAAGCUGCCCAGUGCCUAUGAAGUUGUGUUUUACAAUGAAACUGAGGACAGUCCAGGAAUGAUGUUAUGGAGAUAUCCAGAACCCAGAGUGCUCACUCUUGUAAGAAUUAACCCUGUUCCUUUCAAUACGACUGAAGAUCCAGAUAUUAGUACUGCUGACCUAGGAGAUGUUCUUCAGAUUCCUUGCAGCUUGGAGUAUUGGGAUGAGCUUCAGAAAUCAUUUGUUGCAUUCCGGGAGUUCAGUCUAUCAGAAAGCAAGGUCUGUGAACUACAGCUGCCCAGCAUCAACCUUGUGAGUGAUCAGAAGGAGCUCAUAGCCUCAGAUCUGUGGAGGAUUGUCCUGAACAGCAGUCAGAACGUGCCUGAUGACCAAAGCUCAGAAAGUGAAUCUGGCUCACAGAGUGCAUGUGAUCAGCUUGUAACUCCUACCGCACUGGCAGCCUGUACCAGGGUCGACUCCUGUUUUACGCCUUGGUUCGUGCCCUCACUUAGCCUGUUGGUCCAGUUUACUUAUUUGGAAGUCCAUCUCUGCCAUCAUCUUGAUCAACUAGGAGCAGCUCCACCAAAGUUUCUUCAACCAUUCACAUCUGACAAAAGCCUGCCCUCUGAACUGGAAUACAUGGUCAUUUCCUUUGAGGAGCCUCAUGUCUGUCUUCGUCAGUGGAGUGAUGAGUCAAGGUUCCAGGAGAUCCAGUUUUCAACUCAAGCCAGCUGCAGACUGCUGGAGUGCCGAAACGUGACUAUGCAAAGUGUUGUAAAGCCUUUCAAAAUCUGGGGGCAGCUUGCUCUUUCCAGCAGUACCGAUGGAAGAAUCUUGGACAGCACAAUAAUGGUGGACCCCGUUUUCAUCGGCUUUGGCCAAUAUGCAAUUCAUUCUCUAAAUACAGCCAUUCAAGCUUGGCAACAGAACCGGUGCCCUGAGGCAGAGGAAUUGGUCUUCAGCCAUUUUGUGAUCUGUAAUGACACACAGGAGACACUGCGGUUUGGCCAGGUGGAUACUGAUGAAAACAUUUUGCUGGCGAGUCUCCACAGUCACCAGUACAGCUGGCGCUCUCACAAGUCCCCACAGCUGUUACACAUCUGUAUCGAAGGCUGGGGAAACUGGCGCUGGUCGGAACCCUUCAGCGUGGACAAUACAGGGACCUUCAUUCGAACCAUCCAGUACAAGGGCCGCACAGCAUCGCUCAUCAUCAAGAUUCAGCAGCUCAGUGGGGUGCAAAAGCAAAUCCUAAUCUGUGGAAGACAGACAGUCUGCAGUUACCUCUCUGAAAGUAUUGAACUGAGGGUGGUUCAGCACUACAUUAGUCAGGACGGCCAGGCGGUUGUUAAGGAACACAUCAACUGCCUUGCAGCCAGGCAGAAGUUGCCUUCGUACGUCCUAGAAAACAGUGAGCUCACAGAGCUGAGUGUGAAAGCUACUGGGGACGAAGACUGGUCACAAGACGUAUGUCUAACUUCUAAACACACAGAACACAGCACUGUCAUUCAGGUACCAUCUUCAAAGAGCUCGAUUACUUACGUGUGGUGCACAGUUUUGACUUUAGAGCCCAACUCUCAAGUGCAGCAACGAAUAAUUGUUUUCAGCCCUCUUUUCAUUGUAAGGAGCCAUCUUCCAGACCCAAUUAUCAUACAUUUAGAGAAAAGAAGCCUGGGAUUGAGUGAAACACAAGUGAUUCCAGGGAAAGGUCAAGAGAAGCCAUUGCAAAAUAUAGAACCUGAUCUUACACACCACCUGACCUUUCAAGCCAGGUAUAAUCCCGCGUGGCCCUAUAAUAGGAAGGAUUCAGACAGCGGCGAACAGCUCUCUCAGUGGGACAGCCCAAUGCGGGUAAAGCUCUCCGUGUGGAAACCAUGUGUCAAAACGCUGCUCAUAGAGCUCCUGCCCUGGGCUCUGCUGAUCAAUCAGUCCAAGUGGGAUCUCUGGCUGUUUGAAGGAGAGAAGAUAGUUCUUCAGAUACCCACUGGGAAAGUAAUUAUACCUCCCAACUUUGAGGAAGCUUUUCAAGUUGGGAUAUACUGGGCAAACACUAAUACUGUGCACAAAUCAGUGGCAAUCAAAUUAGUUCAUAAUGUGACCUCCCCAAAAUGGAAGGACGUCGACACUGGGGAAGUGGUAACGUUGGAUGAAGAAGGUUUUGUUGAAGCUGAAAUAAAACUUGGUGCUUUUCCAGGUCAUCAAAAGUUAUGUCAGUUCUGCAUUUCCUCUAUGGUCCAACAAGGUAUACAGAUUCUACAGAUAGAAGACAAGACAACAAUCAUCAAUGAUACAUCCUAUCAAAUCUAUUAUAGACCACAGCUUUCUAUUUCCAAAUCCCACUUGGGAGAAGAGUCCUUCCGCUCCCCGGACAGCGCCGUGUUCAGCGUCGGUCCAGCUGGGGCACCACGCACCGAAACACUUGGCUCCGUCCCGUGUUGGGACGUCGUGUCGGACCUCGGCCCACUAACUUCAGGAGCAGCCCCUACCCAAAAACACAUCCUGCUGAGCUUCAGCCCAGGUGCCUCUGCUGACGGUGCUGAGCUCUGGAGCCUGCCAGCCCUCAUUAAACAGGAGUUGCCUAGACAGAGCGUGGCAGUGCCCAUAGGGGCUUGUAAUGAAAGUGGAUUUUGUACCAGAGCUAUAGCACUGACUUAUCAAGAACAUCUCGGUGUGACAUACCUAACACUUACAGAAGACCCUAGUCCUCGCAUCAUUAUCCACAACAAGUGCUCUGUUUCGUUGCUUGUAAAAGAGAACUUCAAAGAUACACCAAAGUUUGAAGUUUAUUGUAGAAAGAUCCCAGCUGAAUGUUCAGUCCAUCAUGAACUUUACCAUCAAGUUUCCAGCUAUCCAGAUUGCAAAACCAGAGAUUUAUUACCCAGCAUUCUUCUGAAGGUGAUAUCAUCCAAUGAAUUAGUAAAUGAAUGGAGCGAUUUUGUGGACAUAAAUAAUCAAGGAACACAGAUUGUGUUCUUAACUGGCUUUGGCUAUGUUUAUGUGGACAUUGCCCAUCAGUGUGGAACAAUAAUAAUAACUUUGGCCCCAGAAGGAAAAGCAGGACCCAUUGAGAUCAACCUCAACAGAAACCAAGAGCAGACCCUUUUAUUGAAAUUGUUCAUCAAUCAGCUAAGUCUUGCUGUGUUUGAUGAUAUCACAAAUCACAAAGUGUCAUCUGAACUCCUGCGCCUCACGGCAGACAACGUCUUCCUCCACCUGGCCCCAGGAGCCAGCGACCUGAGACCCCUGGCACAGGAGCUCCCACGAGACGCCUGGGAAGGCCUCCCACAACUUUACAGUCUCCAAAUGUAUUGUGAAGACCUGCAACUGGACAACCAGCUGUACAACAAAUCCAAUUUCCAUUUUGAAGUCCUGCUUUGCCAAGGAGAGAAAAAUGAGACCGUGCAGUGGUCUAGAGUGAGCAACCUCAUUGUGUCUAACAAGGAUUUGGAAAACUAUAAGGAAAACUGCUUUAUAAAAGUCUACAUUGCUUUGUCCAAGGAAGAGAAAUUCAUGUUUCACAUUAAUGACCUCAGCUUUGAGCUCAAACCAGCUAGGCUGUAUGUGGAAGACACCUUUGUUUACUACAUUAAGACUUUGUUUGAUACGUAUCUUCCACAAAACAAAGCUAUUUGUCAGUCCACAAACACUACAGAUAUUACAUUUAUACUGCCCAAACAAGUGAGAGAACAUGCAAGAGCUUUAGUCAAGCCAGUGAAAUUAAGCAAAUUAACAAUACAACCUGUUAAUCUCCUCGUCAGUAUUCAUGCUUCGUUAAAACUGUAUAUAGCCUCAGAUCACACCCCUCUGUCCUUCUCCGUGUUUGAGCGAGGACCCAUCUUCACCACUGCCAGACAACUCGUCCAUGCCUUGGCCAUGCAUUAUGCUGCUGGAGCCCUUUUCCGAGCAGGCUGGGUUGUUGGAUCUCUGGAAAUCCUCGGAAGCCCGGCUAGCCUGGUGAGAAGCAUAGGGAAUGGCAUAGCGGAUUUCUUUAGGCUCCCAUAUGAAGGGCUGACCAGAGGCCCAGGAGCGUUUGUCAGUGGAGUUUCCAGAGGAACAACGUCAUUUGUAAAGCACAUUUCCAAAGGUACACUGACGUCAAUUACCAAUCUGGCAACGAGCCUUGCUCGAAAUAUGGAUAGGCUGUCACUGGAUGAGGAGCACUACAACAGGCAAGAGGAAUGGAGAAGGCAGCUGCCCGAGAACCUGGGAGAAGGACUCCGGCAGGGGCUGUCCCGCUUAGGCAUUAGCCUGCUAGGUGCAAUUGCCGGUAUUGUAGAUCAGCCGAUGCAGAAUUUUCAGAAAGUAUCCGAGGGCCAAGCUUCCGCGGGGCACAAAGCCAAAGGCGUUAUCUCCGGAGUGGGAAAGGGAAUCAUGGGGGUCUUCACCAAGCCCAUCGGCGGCGCGGCGGAGCUUGUCUCCCAGACGGGCUACGGUAUUUUGCAUGGAGCUGGACUUUCUCAGCUUCCCAAGCAGCGCUCUCAUCCAAAUGAUCAACAUGUUGAGCGGGCUCCAAACAGCCACGUCAAAUAUGUCUGGAAAAUGCUGCAAUCUCUGGGAAGGCCAGAAGUCCAUAUGGCCCUCAACGUCAUGAUAGUGAGCGGAUCGGGGCAGCAGCAUGAAGGCUGCUUGCUGCUCACCUCCGAGGUGCUCUUUGUGGUCAGCCUCAGCGAGGACACCCAGCAGCAGGCGUUCCCCGUGACCGAGGUCGACUGCCUGGAAGACGAACAGCAAAAGAACCUGCUGAGGGUGCAGCUCAAGCAACAGAGAGUGCCUUGUGAUUUGGAGGUAAAGGCUGAGGAGCAUUUUGUUUCCCUGAUACAGCUGCGCUGGUGGCGUUUUCGACACCGGGCCUGCUCACCUUCGGGUUGGGAUGCCACAGGUCCCAGACCAAGGGAGCUGUUGUUUGUCCACACCUCACUGUUGUCUCUGUCACUGUUUGAGUGA